This is a messenger RNA of Lentinula edodes (shiitake mushroom), 441 nucleotides long. RefSeq names its product oligomeric Golgi complex subunit 6. The annotation marks the transcript as partial. NCBI's taxonomy places the organism in Eukaryota, Fungi, Basidiomycota, Agaricomycetes, Agaricales, Omphalotaceae. The transcript has 2 exons. The record is from RefSeq and is a predicted model, not a curated record. Gene Ontology annotation, cellular component: COG complex. Gene Ontology annotation, biological process: intra-Golgi vesicle-mediated transport.
GACAUCAUGGCAUCUACCGCCUCUCAACUUGAACAAGGCUACGAGAAAAUAUUUCGCUGGUAUUCCUACGAGUUUCGUCAGGUUGGACGCGAUUCUCAGCUUGAAGUGAACACGAUCAUGCGGGAGGGCGUCCGUCGUCUACGAAAGAGGCCCGAGCUCCUAAAUGAAUCACUGGCUGCGCUUUCACUCACCCGUCAAACAACACUGACAUCUUCCUUCCUCACUACCCUUACGCGUGGCGGACCUUCUGGUCUCCCUCGACCUAUUGAGCUCCAUGCUCACGAUCCUCUGAGGUAUAUCGGCGACAUGCUUGCAUGGGUUCAUCAAGCUAUUGCCGCUGAACGGGAGCUCCUCGAGGCCUUGUUUAGUAUCAAGGAAGACGGCCGUUUGAUUGGUAGUGCGAGAGAGUUUGCUGAGAAAGGCAAGAUGAACGAGGAAGAA